AUGGGACAGAAUAACAGUGUUUCAGAGUUUACACUCUUGGGACUCACCCAGGAUCCUGCUGAACAAAAAGCAUUAUUUGUCAUGUUUUUACUCUUCUACAUUGGAAUAAUGGUGGGAAACCUGCUCAUUGUGGGGACAGUGAUUGGCAGCCCCUCCUUAGACUCCCCAAUGUACUUUUUCCUUGCCUAUCUUUCCCUCAUAGAUGCCAUGUAUUCAACUACCAUUUUGCCCAAGUUGCUUAUAGACUUACUUUGUGAUAAAAAGACUAUUUCCUUCACAGCUUGCUUGGUCCAGCUAUUUGUAGAGCACUUAUUUGGUGGUGUUGAGAUCUUUCUCCUGGUUUUUAUGGCCUAUGAUCGCUAUGUGGCAAUUUGUAAGCCACUGUACUAUUUGACUAUUAUGAAUCAAUGGGUUUGCAUCCAUUUGGUGGUGCUAUCUUGGGCUGGAGCAUUUGCCCAUGCUCUGCUUCAAGUUCUUUCUGUCUAUAAACUUCCUUUCUGUGGGCCUAAUGUCAUUGACCACUUUACCUGUGACAUGUAUCCAUUAUUAGGACUUGCAUGCACUGAUACUUCCUUCCUUGGCCUCAGUGUAGUUGCCAAUAAUGGAGCAAUGUCUGUAGUGGUCUUUAUCCUUCUCCUUGUCUCCUAUGGAAUCAUUCUUAACUCUGUUAAGACUCACAGUCAGGAAGGUAGGCGAAAAGCCCUGUCUACCUGCAGUUCCCACAUCAUGGUGGUUGUCCUCUUCUUUGUUCCCUGCAUUUUCAUGUAUGUUAGACCUGUCUCUAACUUUCCUAUUGAUAAGUUCAUUACUGUGUUUUAUACAGUUUUCACUCCCAUAUUGAAUCCUUUAAUAUACACUUUGAGAAAUUUAGAGAUUCAAAAAUCUAUGGAAAAACUGUGGGGUAAAAUGUUCACUGGAGACAGAAUAAGAAUUUCUUCUUUUUACUCCUAA
Cricetulus griseus (Chinese hamster) is the source of this 951-nucleotide messenger RNA. NCBI's taxonomy places the organism in Eukaryota, Metazoa, Chordata, Mammalia, Rodentia, Cricetidae. The record is from RefSeq and is a predicted model, not a curated record.